Striga hermonthica is the source of this 1098-nucleotide messenger RNA. The record is from the annotation of a GenBank genome assembly. Lineage: Eukaryota; Viridiplantae; Streptophyta; Magnoliopsida; Lamiales; Orobanchaceae.
AUGCCCAUAACAAGAGCUGUUGCUGAUGCGCUUGGCGUGGUGACAAUCUGUCUGGUGGCCGCACUUGUCCUUGUGGGCCUAUUUUGCAUUGUAUACUCCUUUUAUUUCCGCAGCCUCGUCCAGCUCAGCUACUUCAGUGGUCCCUGGAUUAUCCGCAUCACCUACAUUUUCUUUUCCGUCUGGUGGGGUAUUGGUGAGAUAAUCCGGCUUAAUAUCUGGAGGCAUGACGGUAGGUCCCUCGACAGUUGGCGGGAUAAUGUCUGCAAAUGCUACAUAGUCUCAAACCUGGGAUUUGCGGAGCCGUGCCUCUUCAUAACUCUCAUUUUUCUCCUCCGCGCAUCCCUGCAGAGUUCAGGCACUUUGGGCCUCAAAUGGAACGUGAAGACUGCCGGCUUCUUGCUCCUCUACGGUCUCCCCAUGUUCAUUCUCCAGCUGGCGGUCAUCCUAAUCGGGCCAGAGUACAGUCGGGACCACAACCCCAGAUUGCCGUCUUAUUUCAUCCAAGCAUCUGCCUUUUCUUCUUCCGAAACAAAUACUAAAGUCGCCUUCUGCACUUACCCAUUGCUGAGCACUGUGUUUCUCGGCCUGUUUGCGACCUUCCUGAUUGCGUACCUUUUCUGGCUCGGCGGGAGGAUUCUUCAUCUGGUAAUCAACAAGGGCUUGCAGAAGAGGGUGUGUACAUUGAUAUUCUCGAUUUCUGGUUUUUUCCUGCUCAGGGUUGUUUUGCUAGGUCUUACUGUGCUGUCCGACCCGGGGAAGCUCGUGUUUGAUGCAGUAGCCUUUUUGGCAUUUCUCUCCCUUUUGUGUUGUGCGGGUGUGGGGAUUUGCAUGCUCGUGUACCUUCCCGUUGCGGAUUCUCUGUCCUUGAGGAGUUUGGAGAGGGAUAUCGAGGCUAGGCCGGGGGUGAGUGAGGACAUUCUCUCGUUGCUGACUAAUCAGAGUCCUCUUGAAGGGAGUCUUGUGAGUGGUGGUACUCCCGAGAGGAACUCAUCCGCCUGGGGAAAAUGCGGGUCGAUAUCUUUUCAGGCUGUGGAGAGGGACGAGCCAAGCGGGUCGGGAUUUGUCGAGCUGAGCAUGUUCAAUCCUGAUCAGCAUUAG